This is a messenger RNA of Naegleria lovaniensis, 255 nucleotides long. RefSeq lists its product as uncharacterized. NCBI's taxonomy places the organism in Eukaryota, Heterolobosea, Eutetramitea, Acrasida, Naegleriidae. Gene Ontology annotation, biological process: iron-sulfur cluster assembly. Gene Ontology annotation, cellular component: cytosolic [4Fe-4S] assembly targeting complex. The record is from RefSeq and is a predicted model, not a curated record. The coding region runs from base 1 to 255 and encodes 84 amino acids. The transcript has a single exon.
AUGGCAGUGCAUUUGAGUGCUCUUGUUCCCAUACUUCUAGAGACUGCCAAGUAUCAACGGUCACAAAAUAUUCGAGUAUUAUCUUUGGAGGCUCUUCAUGAAAUUACGAUUGGAUUUCCCUAUCAUGAAAUAUUUCCCCUCAAGAAGGAGAUUAUUAGAGGUCUAGAGGCUUGUUUGGAUGACAAGAAGAGAAGGGUGAGACGUGCUGCAGUCAAAUGUAGAAAUGCUUACUUUGUCAUUUCCAAGAGUCAAUAA